AAUCAGAGCUUUGUGGGCAGGAUUAAGACAUGGGGACGUCAUGUUCCUGUGGCAGAGCCAGAAAAAUUGGCAGGAAAAUUACGACAAUCGUGGAUGAGAUCGAUGCAGCCGUACAGGUUGUUACUGGAUUUUGCACGCCGGAAGACAAAAGUGUCCAUGAACCUGACCUGCGACCGGCAAUGGACUACACGAACAACGCCUCCAACAGCUACAGCUCUGGAGACACCAUGAGCUCCUCCUUAGCCAACAUGACCAUCAACGAGCAGCACCACCAGGAGAACGGAGUCCAGAUGGGACACAGAAGCCCCGGAGAUGCCAAAAUGAAAGAGAACGAAGCGGCGCUCGGUGAAAACGGGGACAAAUCUGUGUCUGAACUCUCUGAACCAGAGAUCAGCCACUGUGAUGACGAGGUGCAACCCGCUGAAGUGUCUGCAGAGAAAGCUGCGUCUGAGCAUUCAGAAAUAGAGAGCGCCUCAUGUGAAGAUGAGGGGCAACUCGCAGGAGGAGCAGCUUCAACAGCAAAGCCUGAUACUGGAGUCUGCAGUGAGUUUGCGGGCGACGGAUCAAAGCCUGCUGUAGACGGAGCCGAUGGGGCUGGCGUUGGCUUCAUGGGAGUUUCCUGCUCCCCGGACCCCGGAAAUGAGGCGGUUGGGGAGUGUGGGAAGAGGCUAAGUGACUCUUUAUGGGCCUCUGAAGACCUCAGCUGUGGAUCAGAGAUUAGACGGGAUGUGCCAACCAACAGGGGGAGCCCACAGUGGAGCGGAGCUGUGGAUCCUCAGAGGGCCAUCAGCCUCGAUGCCUCUGGGUGCCUGACUGAAAUGAGCAAUCUGUCCGAGGUGUCUUUGGUCCGGAGUACGGCCUUGGAAGACCUGACAUCCAUCGAAGACAGACGCUCGUGGGUUAAUAAGGGAGAGGAGGUCGUCUCUGAGCAAACACCAGAUGAACUGACUGCUGAUGGAGCGGCUUUUAAGUCCUGCAGUGACUCUGCAACCAAAAAUAUCUCCCCAGAAACUCAAGAACAGUCCCCUCGUACCCAAAACAUGCCAGAUUUUAGCUCUGCUUCUCAUUCAGAAGAUCCUCAUCCAGCACAUAGUGGUAGCAAUGUUUCUGAGACGGAUAGCCUUUUAACCAAAAUGCCAUCUGACACGGCCACUGAAAACGGCAGCAGUGACUCAUCGUUACAUAGGGGCAGCUAUUCAAAGCCUGACAUUUCUAAUGACUCAGAGAUGAGGAGCAGUGUGGCUCAGACCACCAGUACCGCUGAGCUCCAGAAAACAACCCGCCAAAGCUCUCCAGCCAGAAAGUCUUUGGUGCCGGUCGCUAUUUUCAAAGCUCCAGCAAAGAUGGAUAACGGCUCUGCAGAUAAGACACAAACUGCCACCAAACCAACCUCUUCCCUUAAAAGACCAUCAGUAGUCACCAAGGGCACCAAAACACACGCUUCCUCCCGAAACGGUCCCAGCUCGAUCCCCAUUAAAGCCAGCAGCACAGGGCCCAGGCAGCCCGGAAGUCUUGCUGGUGCAAAGUCUCAAACCCCAGGAGCCAAAACUUCUGCCAGACCCGGAGCUCAACCAGCUAGUGCCAAGAAACCUCCCACUCCAAAACAUGAAAAAGAUGAAAAGAGUGGACAGAGCAGCCCUGGUACCCCCAAAUCUCCCUCUAGCCAAGCACUUUCUGCCAAGGCGGCGGCUGAGGCCAACAAAGUGAAGAAGAUCGCUGUGGUGCGUUCCACACCCAAAUCCCCAGGCUCCCUUAAGGGCCGCCCGCCGGCUCCUCUAGCUGCUCCGGCGGCCAUGCCGGACCUGAAGAACGUCAGGUCCAAGAUCGGCUCCACAGACAACAUCAAACACCAGCCUGGUGGUGGAAAGGUACAAAUCUUUGAUCAGAAGCUGGACUAUAGUAAUGCGCAGUCUAAGUGUGGCUCCAAAGGCAAUAUGAAACAUGUACCCGGUGGCGGCAAUGUGCAAAUCCUCGAUAAGAAGCUGGACCUGACUAACGUCCAAUCUCGUUGCGGUUCGAAAGACAACUUAAAGCACACGCCUGGUGGAGGCAAGGUUAAAAUACUUGAACAGAAGUUGGACUAUAAAAAUGUCCAGUCUAAGUGUGGCUCCAAAGACAAUAUCAAACAUGUACCCGGUGGCGGCAAUGUACAAAUUCUUGAUAAGAAGUUGGACUUAAGCAAUGUGCAGUCCCGGUGUGGCUCCAAAGAUAAUAUAAAACAUGUCCCCGGUGGUGGCAAUGUCCAAAUUGUGCACAAAAAGGUCGAUCUGAGCAACGUGCAAUCUAAGUGUGGCUCCAAAGUCAACAUUCAUCAUAAACCAGGUGGUGGAAAUAUUGAGAUCAAAAACGAGAAGCUGGAAUUCAAAGUCCAAUCUAAGGUCGGCUCUCUGGACAACAUCGGCCACGUUCCUGGAGGUGGACAGAAAAGGAUUGAGAGCCACAAACUGACCUUCCGCGAGUCAGCCAAGGCCCGCACCGACCACGGCGCUGAGAUCGUCUCCUUGGAAGACUCCCCCCACCAGCUCAGCACCGUGUCCUCCUCCGGCAGCAUCAACAUGGCCGAAUCUCCGCAACUCUCCACACUGGCCGACCAGGUGUCCGCCUCUCUGGCCAAACAAGGCUUGUGAAUGCACUACCACCACCUCCCCACCCUCCUUCCUCCUCCUCCACCACCACCACCUCGAACCACACGACCACGUAGAGGAGUUGUGAUGCCUUCCUCAUUAUGUUCACAGGACUUUUUUAGCUAUCCAUCACUGUUUAUCCUUCACUAACCUUUGAAACUGUUCUUGAGGCAUUACUGGUAGAGGUCUUAAGAAAACAAAAAAACAAAAAAAGGAUUAACGAGUAGGCCAAAAUGUAUUUAAUUUCUCUCUCUGUGGUCUUUGAUCUCUUCAUUUGCCAUUAUUUCUACCUUUUGUAAGUAUCCCUUUAAGAGUUAAAGCAACCCAGCAGAGCAAAAUUUUCCUUGUGAAACCAACUAAUUAUCUUAUCUUUACACAUUUCCUGGUAAAUCUGAUGUCAUAUAAGACUUGGUUUCCUGUCACAUUGACUGUAAACCCUUUUUUUGUCCCCUUUUGGUGGGUGUCCCCCCCCCCCCCCCCCUCCCUCUU
Molecule: messenger RNA, 3113 nt
Organism: Thunnus maccoyii (southern bluefin tuna)
Lineage: Eukaryota; Metazoa; Chordata; Actinopteri; Scombriformes; Scombridae
Gene: mapta
Product: microtubule-associated protein tau a
Exons: 19
Coding region: 30-2627 (865 amino acids)
Biological process (GO): microtubule cytoskeleton organization; neuron projection development
Cellular component (GO): neuron projection
Molecular function (GO): microtubule binding
Source: RefSeq, a predicted model, not a curated record